Messenger RNA from Heterobilharzia americana, 2178 nucleotides. NCBI's taxonomy places the organism in Eukaryota, Metazoa, Platyhelminthes, Trematoda, Strigeidida, Schistosomatidae. The record is from the annotation of a GenBank genome assembly.
AUGAAUAAUUACAAAAUGUCCUACACCUUGUAUAUCGACAUUAUGACGCGUCACUCAAAAAACUGUACUGCUCAUACUGUCUAUACUUAUUAUGAGCGAAAAAAUGAUGCGCAGAGGUCUGGCUUUGGUACACAGGAAAUUCGAUUAGGCAAGGAUUCAGUAAAAGCACUUGAUUGCUGCUGUCUUUCAUUGCAACCAGCAAAGGAUCCUGUGGUUACCAGUGAUGGAUUUCUGUACGACCGAGCAGUUGUCUUAGAAUACAUCGUUGGCCAGAAAGCUGAAAUUCAACGGAAACUUAGGUUGUACGAAAAGCAAAAGGCUCGUCUAAACGCUGAAGCCAAAUUACUACGCAAGGCUGAGAAAGAGGAGGAAGCUCGACGCUUUUUAUCGCUAAAUACUCUAGAUACUCAUUCACAAGCAUCUGCACAGGCUGCUGAAGCGGAAGCUCUCGCUUCUUUGCCCCACAAACGCAAUGUAAUGCCUGGAAAGAAUUCGUGUUUCUGGGCUUCUGCCAGCACGCCAGACCAGGAAUUCGACAAAGAACUCAUGGGUAAACCUGAUACAGUUGUACGUUGUCCGAUGAGUGGUAAGCCGUUGAAGUAUAAAGAUUUAGUCGGUGUAAAGUUCACCAGCUUUGAGGAUGAUUCUAAAGUAAUGGGAUUCAGUCAAAACAAACCAGUCAAUCGUGAAGUUAAAUACUGUUGUGCUGUUUCUAAGGAUCCCCUAACAAAUGCCACAUUCUCCACAAUACUACAAUUUAUUGGGAAUUUGAAGCUUCCGAUUUACCAUGUUAAUUCUGAACAAAUCAAAAUUCUGAAGACUCCACAAGAUUUCUUCCAUGGUUUAUUGGAGCAUAUAGGUAGUGCAAAUAAGCGAAUUAUUUUAUCAACUUUGUAUAUUGGAACAGGUUCUUUAGAAAGUGAAUUAGUUAUUGCACUUAAGAAAGCUGUUUGUGAGAGAAAUGUGAAACUCACCAUUCUAAUGGAUGCUACACGUGGCCUACGACCCAGUGUAACAACUAAAUACUAUGCAGGUAUAAGCAAUACGGAUACUUCAUCGUCUACUAAGAAUCUACUGGAACCAAUUCCGCAUUCUUCAUCUCAUUUUUUAUCUCAUUUAACUGCCCUACCAGAUGUAUCAGUUCUGCUCUAUAGUCAUCCUUCUCCUUAUAAGUGGAUUAGAUAUUUUCUCCCAAAUCGUUGGAAUGAAAUAUUCGGUGUUCAACAUAUCAAAGCGUAUGUCUUUGAUGAUUCAGUUAUUAUGAGUGGUGCCAAUUUGAGCCACGAAUACUUUACAACGCGGCAAGACAGAACUUGGCUAUUCAAAAAUGUUCCCAGUUUAGCUAAUUUCUAUGUCGAUCUAAUACACGUAAUUAGUAAAUUUUGCUAUUCCGUCUGUCCAGAUGGCAAUCUGAUAGCCAAUAGUAAUGAUAUUGCCUCAGCUAGUUCUUCUAUAUUUCGACAGAAAUUACACAACGCCCUAGUUAAUUUCCUUCACAGUAAACAAGUGGAAAGUUGUAGUAUAAAUGCUGUAAAGCCAAUGUUGACAACAGAUACUUAUUGUAUCCCUUUACUGCAAUAUGGUCAUUGUGAUAUUCGCUAUGAAGAGGAUUUUAUGCAACGUUUAUUCAAGUAUUUCUCUCAUCAAGUGCAUUCACCCUUCAAGUUAUUUCUAGCCUCUGGGGCUACAGUUAAUCUAUUGUGUGCUUCACCAUCGGCGAAUGGAUUUUUAAAUUCAAAUGGUAUUUCAGGGUAUAUACCGUUGGCGUAUAGAGAAGCGCUUAUUCAACUGCUCCAGUCAUUUCAAUCUGGUUUAGUAAAUUUAAGUAAUGUUGGAGUCUAUGAGUAUCACAGGCCUAAAUGGACAUUUCAUGCUAAAGGUUUGUGGAUUGAUGGGGUCGAUGGUGAGGAUGACAGUACAAACAUUCGUCCGUACAGUUUAUCACUUGUUGGUUCAUCAAACUAUAGUUAUCGUUCAUUGAAUCGAGAUGUUGAAAGUCAAUUAUUUGUAUGUACAUUCAAUAAACAGUUCAGUCAACAUCUCCAGGAGGAAAGAAAUCAUAUUUUCUCUUCUAUGUAUUGUUAUCCUGUAACUUUGAGUCAGUUAACUCAUCAGACCGAUUAUCGUUUACCAUGGUAUACUAGAUUUAUGCUUCCAGUAUUUCGACGUUAUAUGUAG